Molecule: messenger RNA, 6789 nt
Organism: Nerophis lumbriciformis (worm pipefish)
Lineage: Eukaryota; Metazoa; Chordata; Actinopteri; Syngnathiformes; Syngnathidae
Gene: ttc39a
Product: tetratricopeptide repeat domain 39A
Molecular function (GO): protein binding
Source: RefSeq, a predicted model, not a curated record
AGCAGAGACAAUUCUCGCUGCCCGCCGCUUCUCUUCAUCGCUCCUGUCAGGCAGACGUCCAUGCCCGCCUUGUGAAGCCACCCUGCCGGCAGUGGAAUGAGUUUUAUCAAGUGGAGACGGAGUGUGAAAGGAAAAGACAGUAAAAAGGAUGGUGUGCAAGACGUCCCUGAUGGCGCGCACCCCCAGAGCGGGUUAUCACUCAUAAACACUCCACAAUUGGAUCCCAUCUUUAGUAACUUCAGGUUGCACUUGCAAGACAACAAAGAUGCCCAGCAAAAGACUAACCCUUCCAACGGGUGCUCGAAGUCGGACCUGUCACUGGAUCUGGAAGACUGCAUGGGUGCCCUGGAUCUGUUCCUCCAAAAUGACUUUGAAGAUGCGCAGGCCCGCCUCAGGCCCCGAAUCAAAGACAGUAUGUACCAUGCGCUGACCUACGCCACCAUCCUAGAAAUGCAGGCCAUGAUGACCUUCGAACCCCAACACAUCAUGGAGGCAGGUAACACCAUGAAGGAGGCCCAGGCUGUUUGUCAACGGCACCGCAAGAAGUCCAGUUUUUCCAAGAACUUCACAGAAGACGAGCUCCAUGCUGAAGUCUGUUAUGCUGAGUGCCUCCUGCAGAGGGCAGCGCUCACCUUUCUGCAGGAUGAAAGUAUGAUCAGUUUCAUCAAAGGAGGAAUCAAAGUGAGGAAUAGCUACCAGACGUACAAAGAUCUUCACAGAGUCCUCCAUUCCACUGGGUAUAGUCAUGGCGACAAUCAUGGUCAUUUUGAGGGCGGAGUCAAAUUGGGAGUAGGCGCCUUUAAUCUGAUGAUCUCCAUGUUGCCUACACGAACGCUCAAGCUGCUAGAGUUUGUGGGCUUCUCUGGUAAUAAGGAGUUUGGCCUCCAGCAGCUACAGGAGGGCUCUGCAGACAGUACUUUCAGGUCCUUCUUAUGUAACAUGCUGCUGCUUUGUUAUCACACUUUCAUGAGCUUCAUACUAGGUACUGGGGAAGGAGAUGUAGAAGAUGCAGAAAAACUGCUGCAGCCUUUUCUGAAGAAAUACCCCAAGGGAUCCAUCUUCUUGUUCUUUGCUGGUCGAAUUGAGGAGAUCAGAGGCAAUCUGGACGCUGCUAUCAAGCGUUUUGAGGAAUGUUGUGAGGCUCAGCAGCAGUGGAAGCAGUUCCAUCACAUGUGCUACUGGGAGCUGAUGUGGUGCUUCACAUAUCAGAGGCACUGGAAGAUGGCCUACUUUUAUGCUGACCUACUUAGCAAAGAGAACUCCUGGUCCAAGGCCACCUAUGCAUAUAUGAAAGCAGCCUACCUCAGCAUGCUAACAGAGGAUGAUUGUUUAACCUUCGGUGAGACUGCGCUCACUUUGUUCAGGCAAGUACAUGGGCUGAAGCAAAAAAUUGCCGGCAAGUCUUUACCAACAGAGAAGUUUGCCAUCAGGAAGGCUCGUCGCUACCUAACAGAAAGUCCAAUUCCUCUUCCUGUUCCUCCACUUGAGAUGAUGUACAUUUGGAACGGCUAUACGAUCAUAGGCAAACACAAAGAUCUGACUGAAAAAAUGCUGAAAACGCUGGACGAGGCACAAGCGAAACUGGACAACAUGAAACGGACUGAGUUUUCCUUUGAUGACCAGUGUUUGCUGAGCCUCCUGAAGGGACUAUGUCUCAAACAUCUGGGACACCACGAGGAGGCUGAACAUUACUUUACGCUUGUACUUUGCAAUGAGACACAGAUCAAAUUUGACCACUACCUGGUUCCCAAUGCAAUGCUGGAGCACAGCCUGUUGUGUCUAGAGCAAGGUCGAAAUGAUGAAGCUGUAAAACUACUAGAAGCAGCAAAGCAAAAUUACAAAAACUACUCCAUGGAAUCUCGGACUCACUUCCGAAUCCAAGCAGCCCUACACAAAGCCAGGAGUGCGAGUCAAAAUGGAGUCCACGUGCCCUCAAGUCCAUAACAGGUGCACAAGUGCUGAGACAGCUUCCUGCAUCUGCACUCACACACUGCACCACUCUGCUUUACCUUACCUUUUUUAGUUAAGUAGGUGGGAAGAGGAAUACUUGAUAUUUAUUUUUUCCCAUUGUGUGUUUGUUUUUUACUGGUAACUACUGCUGAUGGCGUGCCCUUGUGGCACUGAUGGCAAUCAUAAGGCAUGACGUUUCCUCUUUUUCCAAACAUGCAUUCACUUCCUCAAUUUAUUUGAAAUUGAAGCAAGUCCACACAUGUAAUUCAAAUUAAAACGUCACAGUUGCACUGAAGUCAUCCAUGAAGGCACGGUGAAGUAGCAAAGAGGGUCUCCACUGAUAAAAAGUUAGGAUAUAUAAUUUUAAAAUUUGAUUUUGAGACUGGUUAUGAUCUAAAUUAUAUUUUAGCUAAUGUUUACCUUUAGAAUUAUUAUUUCCAGUAUAUUGGAUUAGUAUUCAUUGUUUAUUACCAAUUUGCAUUCCAAAUGUCUUCCCUCCGCUGAAAUGUAUUUAAAACACGCACAGAUCUGUUUCAUUGUGUCAGUUCUGACAAUCCCACAUGCCUUUUAAACUCAUCCCAACUCUCCAGAGCUCAGUGUGUGAGUUAUUUACAUUUAUAUACUGUAAAUGGCACAUUUGAUUCAAAUUAUACUCUUAUAAGAUGACCGAUGAAUAUGUAUUUUAAAAAGGCAGCCUUCCUUUGUCUUGUUGGACAGAACUUGAGAACCUCGAACAAAUAGGCUAUUCAUGCCAAGCAGUCAGAGGACUGUGUGUUUGUCCACCUGUUGCAUCUUUAGGGAGGAUAGAUGCUUCAAAAGUACACAAAACCACUGCUGGCACCGGUUUUGUGUAUUUGGGAUCCCCAUAAGUCCCAAAAAUGUAAAAUCAAACCAUGGAGGCAUGGUGAAGAUAUUUACAAAACAAUCUUGCCUUCCACCAAACUUGCUCCAAACAAGAUGUUUGGAAUUUGAGACGUUGGUGGUGUAUUUUGCAAACAUCUCUAUAUAUUUGCGAAUCCGCCAUUUUUCUCUAGUUGUAGUCCAACGUUGUAGUCAAUUCGUUUCUUCUGUUUCCCUGGGGCAGAAUGGCUCGUACAUGUGCAUGCAUAAAGUAGCGUAUAUUUCUAACAUAGGGGUGCCCAUUACGAUGAGCUACCGGUCGAUCGCGGAGGGUGUGUCAAGUCGAUCGGCAGCCGGGCAUUAAAAAAAUAGACCUAAAAAUUUGCCGUCGUCAAUCUUCACUAUGACGUCACUUUGGUCACUUGAUUGACAUUCACGGCACCUGAGGGUCUUGUGAGAUGACGCUGGCUGCUGCGAGAUUAUUAUUAAGAAAAAAUGACCGACAGGAAGGCGAGAAACACUUUUUAUUUCAACAGACUUUUGCACCGUACCUGCCGUCAAAACUCUAAAGACCGACUGCACAGUUCCCACCUUCACAAUAAAAGCGCUGCUUCAUCCUGCCUGCGCUAAUAAAAUAAGAGUCUCGGAAAGCUAGCGUACACAAGCUAGCAAGCUACAGACUUUGCCGUCAACGUAUUUCUUGUAAUGUGUUUAAAAACGAGUAUGGAAGCUGGACAAUUAAGAUGCCAAAAACCAACCACUUUCAUGUGAAAUUGGACAGAAAGGAGUACUUUUCUUUCCCUCCAUUUGAAAAUGUGGACGUUCUCAGCACUACUGUCUGAUUCCAAUCAAUGCAAGUCAUCAGAAUCAGGUAAUACACCAACUUAUAUUCUUGUCUUCAUUAAAGAUAGGAAUCUAUAUGUGUUAAUGGCCUACUGAAAUGCGAUUUUCUUAUUUAAACGGGGAUAGCAGGUCCAUUCUAUGUGUCAUACUUGAUCAUUUCGCGAUAUUGCCAUAUUUUUGCUGAAAGGAUUUAGUAGAGAACAUCGAUGAUAAAGUUCGCAACUUUUGGUCGCUGAUAAAAAACCUUGCCUGUACCGGAAGUAGCAGACGAGUAGCGUGACGUCACAGGUUGUGGAGCUCCUCACAGCUGCACAUUGUUUACAAUCAUGGCCACCAGCAGCGAGAGCGAUUCGGAACGAGAAAGCGACGAUUUCCCCAUUAAUUUGAGCGAGGAUGAAAGAUUUGUGGAUGAGGAAAGUGAGAGUGAAGGACUAGAGGGCAGUGGGAGCGAUUCAGAUAGGGAAGAUGCUGUGAGAGGCGGGUGGGACCUGAUAUUCAGCUGGGAAUGACUAAAACAGUAAAUAAACACAAGACAUAUAUAUACUCUAUUAGCCACAACACAACCAGGCUUAUAUUUAAUCUGCCACAAAUUAAUACCGCAUAACAAACACCUCCCCCCUCCGGUCCAUAUAACCUGCCAAUAUUACUCAAACACCUGCACAACACACUCAAUCCCACAGCCCAAAGUACCGUUCACCUCCCCAAAGUUCAUACAGCACAUAUAAUUCCCCAAAGUCCCCAAAGUUACGUACGUGACAUGCACAUAGCGGCACGCACGUACGGGCAAGCGAUCAAAUGUUUGGAAGCCGCAACUGCAUGCGUACUCACGGUACCGCGUCUGCGCAUCCAACUCAAAGUCCUCCUGGUAAGAGUCUCUGUUGUCCCAGUUCUCCACAGGCCAAUGGUAAAGCUUGACUGUCAUCUUCCGGGAAUGUAAACAAUGAAACACCGGCUGUGUUUGUGUUGCUGCAGUCGGCCGCAAUACACCGCUUCCCACCUACAGCUUUCUUCUUUGCUGUCUCCAUUGUUCAUUGAACAAAUUGCAAAAUAUUCACCAACACAGAUGUCCAGAAUACUGUGGAAUUUUGCGAUGAAAACAGACGACUUAAUAGCUGGCCACCAUGCUGUCCCAAAAUGUCCUCUACAAUCCGUGACGUCACGCGCUGACGUCAUCAUACUGAGACGUUUUCAGCAGGAUAUUUCGCGCAAAAUUUAAAAUUGCACUUUAGUAAGCUAACCCGGCCGUAUUGGCAUGUGUUGCAAUGUUAAGAUUUCAUCAUUGAUAAAUAAACUAUCAGACUGCGUGGUCGGUAGUAGUGGGUUUCAGUAGGCCUUUAAACAUGCUUGUAUUAUCUAAACACCUUUAACUUGUUAACAAAAACGUCUCUUUCAUAAAUAAAUAAAUAUAAUUUUAUGUAUGAAUGAGGUAGAUCCCCUCGACUUGGUCAAUUGAAAAGUAGCGCGCCUGCAGAAAAAGUGUGGGCACCCCUGUACGAACUUAUAUCUGUCAGUAGACUUGAUAUGGAAGUGCUAAAAACUACAACAUGGCUGACAGGGAGAAGUCACAGUCAAAAACGGCUUGGCCUGGAGCAGGACUUCGGCACGUAAAUAAGACGGCCCACAAAACGGCGCAUUCUGUAGACAAAUUCAGGAAACGGCUUGAAAUCUAUGCAAAAUUUUGACCAAAGCACCACCAUUACAUUUUAUUUACCAUGAAUUGAUUAACGUGGACCCCGACUUAAACAAGUUGAAAAACGUAUUCGGGUGUUGCCAUUUAGUGGUCAAUUGUACAGAAUAUGUACUGUACUGUGCAAUCUACUAAUAAAAGUUUCAAUCAAUCAAUCAAUCAAUCAAUGUAGGCUACAAUUAAGUGAUUUAAAUGUAGAACCCCUGUGAAACCUCCAGUGCUGCUCCUGUAUCAGCCAUGCAUGAUUACAACCUCCUGUAAGAUGGACUUAAUAAUGAACUCAUAAUUGGCGCUCACGUGAAACUAAACGAACACUGCACAGAGAGAGGAAGACGACGUUAAUAAUAAUGGUUGCAAACCAAAAACUAUUCAUUUAUUCAUGAUUAGACUGAGGUUUCGUGUCCACAAUGAUAUUCCUUGUUACAAACGUAUCUUAACAGCUUAUUUUAAAAAUGUCUUUAAAAACGUAUAUUUUAUUGUCUACAAUUCAUACUGUAUUUUUGCUUUAGGUUCCACUUGGUCAUUUUAACAUUAUUUUUUGUGGCAUUAAAAUGUUAGCAAUAAGCAAUACUGUAAUGACAAGGCUACCACAGAGCCUAGUGACAUUCCUGUAUAUACUGAAUGUUUUUAUUCUUACUUCAAAUAGAAGUAUGAAAGCACAUGUUAUUGUCUUUUUGCCAUAGGCUACAGAGUUAUUUACAGCAAGAGUUUUCAAUAUGAGAUGCCCAAAUAAAUAAACCCUGUUCACACUGCCUGUCUGUUUGAUUUUUGAUGUAUUUUAUUUUCAUGGCAACGUGAAUGACACAAUUCCAAACUUUUCACAUCCGACCCAAGCCUCGUAUAUAUCUGGAUAAAAAUCAGAUAAGUAUCCAGUGUGACUGCAGUCUGAACAAAUGGGUAGCAUUCAUCCAACUUAAGCGUCAUCAAAAAGCGAUAAGCGUCAUAGUGUAUAUCAGUGACGUGCUAUCAGGGGAGGCAAGUGAGGCAGUGCCUCACCUUGCCAAAAGGGGGGUAAAAGGCUUAAUGAGAUGUUCAGAAACGAAGUGAUAGAAUAAAAUAGGUUUUAAUAUUUCUCUUUUGGUCUAUGCUUUCUAUGUGAUUUUUGGUGUGGUUCCUGUAUAUAUUUGAUCAUUUUCAUGGUCAAAAUCGCGGAAAUUCCGUGUUUCCUGAUCGAAAUAACAAGGCAGACGACAAGUGAGGCAGACACAGGUGGUGCCUCCACAGCUACACACAAAGUGUAUUGAGCGUGUGUGUGCGAGGGGGUGCUUACUUAUUGCCACGGGCAAAAGGCAGGCCAUGAGGCAGCAAGUACCUCUGCCUGAAAGUAGGGGGCGAUAUAUUGUCAACUUGCAGUUCAAUGCCUCAGCAGUACUCUGACUCGCCACACUGGGAGAAGUGGGCGCGCUUUUUUUUUUUUAAACUGUAUUUAUAACAAACAUGGCAUUUUUUAUCAGAGUAAGCCAGCGUUU